AUGUGCGGAAUCUGGGCCCUUUUGGGGUCGGACGAGGUGAGUCCCUUCGAGCAGGCUCAAUUCAUGCGCAUCAUGGGUCGCGGCCCGGACUUGCACGUGCUCAAGGAGGUCCAUCCGCGUGUGCAUCUCGGCUUUCAUCGACUCGCAAUCGUCAUCCCUGGUGACACUCCAAGCGAGCAGCCAAUCGUCGGACAAGGGAAAAGUGUUGUCUGCAAUGGAGAAUUGUAUAAUCAUUUGCAAAUCAAGGAGGGAAGCUCAUUGGAGUUGACGAACAAUGGAAGCGAUUGCGCGGCCAUCAUUCAUGCUUUUCAUAAAAAUGGAAACGAUCUCAAAAAAACUUGCGCUAUGCUUGACGGAGUUUUCGCUUUCAUCAUGGCCGACGAGCAGAAUGUCUACGUUGGGAGGGAUCCCCUCGGCGUUCGCCCACUUUUCUACGGCUAUACGAGUCAGGGGAAUUUGGCGAUUGGAUCAGAGGUGAAAUCGAUCUCGGAGCUGUGUGAACGCGUGGAAGUGUUUCCGCCGGGUUGCUGUGCGACGAUUGCUUUCACGAACGGCCAUCCGCGUCCUUUCAAGACCGAACGCUACUAUUUCGUGCCCCAAAUCGCCGACCGCUUCGUGAGCAUCGAGAAUGCACAGCUACUCAUCCGAGAGGUGUUGACGAAAAGCGUGGAAAAGCGCUUGAUGGGCAAUCGACAUUUCGGUUUCAUGCUUUCCGGCGGAUUGGAUUCGAGUCUCAUCGCCGCCAUCGCCACCCGAGCACUCAAACAUAAACCGGUGGCGUUUUCGGUUGGUUUCGAGGACUCGGAAGAUUUGGUGAACGCGCGCCGCGUUGCUCAAUACCUGAACAUCAACCACGUGGUCCAUGUGAUCACCGCCGAGGAUUGUCUCAAUGUGAUUCCUGAAGUUAUCUAUGCUCUGGAGACGUAUGAGCCGGCGAUCGUGCGGUGUGGGAUCGCGCACUAUUUACUCUGCCGACAUAUCGCCUCGAUUUCCGAUGUGAAAGUGCUGUUGUCUGGAAAGCAGGAUCUCGGUGAAAUCAUUGGCGCUCGUUGUGCUGAAACGAUUUCUGAUAAGCUUUUCUCAACCCGUCAUACCCUUUAUCCAGAAAGGACGCCAGAGACAAAAGAAGAAUUCUGGUAUCGAGAGCUUUUCGAGAAAGCCUAUGGAACGGAGAAAAUGGGUCAUCUCAUUCAUACAAAAGUCUACAGAACAGCUGCUUGGCAACUGACCGAAGAGAAAGAAAAUCAUCGCGUCGUGAUGGAAGAAGGCCGCUUGGAGCGACUCGGCGUCGCCAACAAGGGCAGUGAAGAGGUGCUACGACUACGGCGUCGAUCCACCGGCAGCACUACACUUUCCGGUGUUGCG
Molecule: messenger RNA, 1365 nt
Organism: Mesorhabditis belari
Lineage: Eukaryota; Metazoa; Nematoda; Chromadorea; Rhabditida; Rhabditidae
Source: the annotation of a GenBank genome assembly